Molecule: messenger RNA, 6109 nt
Organism: Coregonus sp. 'balchen'
Lineage: Eukaryota; Metazoa; Chordata; Actinopteri; Salmoniformes; Salmonidae
Source: the annotation of a GenBank genome assembly
AUGUGCCCUCGUUUCCCUGAACCAGUACCCUUGGAACACCCCAUCUCUGCCCUCAAGGAGGCAUUGGAAAAGGUCAAUACAGACAUGUAUAGCCUAUUUGGCAUUUACUUUACUUUCUCAAACAUGACAUAUUCACCCUGUGUGUUUUUUUAGGCAGAACUUAAGGCGCUACAUUAACAUUUUUCUUUACGAGAUGCCAUUUUCCCCCAUACAGAUCGACAUUCUCCUAAGGUUAAGUAUUCAUGACACUAGACUACCAUCUCUGUAUGCCAUCGUUGUCUUCUACGACUCUGCUUUGUGGAAUGGAAACUUUGGCAGAAGGAACGGAAGUGAUCCCUCCUCGCCUCCAACCAAUGAGUACACAUUAUACAGGUGAGCUCUGCUCUGCUCUCCUCUGUUGAUAAAUCAUUUGUUAGAAGCAUGUUAGAUGAGAUUAACAUGAUUGCUUUGACUAGAGUUGCAAAAUUCUGGGAACUUUGUGGUCUCGUGUAUCUCAGUUGGUAGAGCAUGGCGCUUGCAACGCCAGGGUUGUGAGUUCGAUUACCACGGGGGGCCAGUAUGAGAAAAAUGUAUGCACUCACUAACUGUAAGUCGCUCUGGAUAAGAGCGUCUGCUAAAUGACUAAAAUGUAAAUGUGAACUUUCAAAAAUUCCCUGGUUUUCCUGAAAUCCCGGUUGGAUGAUUCCCGGAAUAAGCAAUAAAUCCGGAAUCCUCCAACCAGGAUUUCUGGAAAACCAGGGAAUUUAUUGAAAGUUUCUGGAAUUUUGCAACCCUAGCUGUGGCAGAUAUGUAUCUAUUUCCAGAGGCUGGGUCAAAGAGUCAGGUUGAUAAUGAGAAUACUGGAGGAUUUGCUGCAAAUGUGACAGGUUGCAGGAGGAAUAACACUCAACAAUUGUUUUCCCCACAGAAUCGCUAGUCUCUCGAAUAUCUUCCCCACACUGAUGCUGUACAAGCUAUGGGAGGAGGGGAACGUGGUCUCCUUGGAUGGCCCUCUGGAGAAGUAUGCAGCAAACUUCACCAUCACGAACCUGCUGGGGAAGCGGCGGGACGUUGUGGAAGCGGCGGGACGUUGUGGAUGUAAAGGCUAGUUUAGAGAUACCCAGCCCCGCUCAAACCUCUGUCGCCCUGCGCAGGAUGGCCGGACAGCUCUCUGGUAAAGGCACUCUUCCUCUUCAUGACUGUACAUUAACCUUAGCUUACCCUGGCCAUUACGUGAUUAGAGAAGAGAGAGAGGCUAUACUUAGAGGUUAAUGAGCUCAUGGCUUGUUAGCCUUUUCUCCUGACCAGAUCCCUCUGACUUUGCUGUAUUGUACUGUACUGUACUGUCACUGAAUUAAACCUGAGGAAUGUUCCCUUGUACAUUCCUUUGACUCCAGAACUUAGUUUUGACAUUCAUUUGACCAUAACGUUUGACAUUCUCUUGACUCACAAAUUUGUGUUUCUACUUCAGGGUUACUGAGGCAGCUUCAGGCAACAAAUCUACUCUGAGGUGGAGACACAGAGGCUGCUAUAGAUCUGUUACCUAAUUCCCCUUCCUGUCAACAUCUUAUCCAGUACAUUUUUGUAAAGGGUGGUGGGGAUUUCAUGUGACUGUGACAUUACCAAUGUUUCCUCCCACUCCCCUAGAUGUCACUACAGCAACGUGGCCUUUUCCUUAUUGGCUAACAUCGGCUGAAGCUGGGCCUGGUGGUGCUGAUGGCCGGGGUGAGGCCACCAGCAGCGGACAGGGACCUGGUCAUGCAGGCGUACAGCCACCUCAUCCCUGCAAUGGAAAGCGCCUUCAGAGAUGCACAGCGCAAGCUUUCCCUGCUGCCCGACCCCACGCCCUACAUGGGCCUCUUCAUCUACCAGAACACUACCUUUUAUGACAGGGGUGGGCAAACCGUUUGGCUCAAGGGCCACAUUGAGUUUUUGAAACCAAGGGAAGGGCCACAUACUAUAUGCGUGACACAACAUGUGAAGUCUUUAUUCAUUUUCACAUUGACACGCAACUACUAGUGUACUGUAGGUGUGCAUAUGCUUGCAGAACAAUUCUACCCUUGUACCAUCUCUACCCUUGUUUUUUGUGAACAAAUCUUUCACACAUUUUUCACAAAAUUGAUAUAAUUUAUAACAUCACAGACACAGUCAAACACACACAGAGAUCCUGCAUCUCUACCCUUGUAAAGUACAAUCAAACAGUCACAAUAUGCAAACUUAAAAAUAGAUAUACAGUGGGGAAAAAAAGUAAUUAGUCAGCCACCAAUUGUGCAAGUUCUCCCACUUAAAAAGAUGAGAGAGGCAUGUAAUUUCCAUCAUAGGUACACGUCAACUAUGACAGACAAAAUGAGAAAAAAAAAUCCAGAAAAUCACAUUGUAGGAUUUUUAAUGAAUGUAUUUGCAAAUUAUGGUGGAAAAUAAGUAUUUGGUCAAUAACAACAUUUUCUCAAUACUUUGUUAUAUACCCUUUGUUGGCAAUGACACAGGUCAAACGUUUUCUGUAAGUCUUCACAAGGUUUUCACACACUGUUGCUGGUAUUUUGGCCCAUUCCUCCAUGCAGAUCUCCUCUAGAGCAGUGAUGUUUUGGGGCUGUCGCUGGGCAACACGGAUUUUCAACUCCCUCCAAAGAUUUUCUAUGGGGUUGAGAUCUGGAGACUGGCUAGGCCACUCCAGGACCUUGAAAUGCUUCUUACGAAGCCACUCCUUCGUUCCCCGGACGAUGUGUUUGGGAUCAUUGUCAUGCUGAAAGACCCAGCCACGUUUCAUCUUCAAUGCCCUUGCUGAUGGAAGGAGGUUUUCACUCAAAAUCUCACGAUACAUGGCCCCAUUCAUUAUUUCCUUUACACGGAUCAGUCGUCCUGGUCCCUUUGCAGAAAAACAGCCCCAAAGCAUGAUGUUUCCACUCCCAUGCUUCACAGUAGGUAGGGUGUUCUUUGGAUGCAACUCAGCAUUCUUUGUCCUCCAAACACGACGAGUUGAGUUUUUACCAAAAAGUUUUAUUUUGGUUUCAUCUGACCAUAUGACAUUCUCCCAAUCCUCUUCUGGAUCAUCCAAAUGCACUCUAGCAAACUUCAGACGGGCCUGGACAUGUACUGGCUUAAGCAGGGGGACACGUCUGCACUGCAGGAUUUGAGUACCUGGCGGCGUAGUGUGUUACUGAUGGUAAGCUUUGUUACUUUGGUCCCAGCUCUCUGCAGGUCAUUCACUAGGUCCCCCCGUGUGGUUCUGGGAUUUUUGCUCACCGUUCUUGUGAUCAUUUUGACCCCACGGGGUGAGAUCUUGCGUGGAGCCCCAGAUCGAGGGAGAUUAUCAGUGGUCUUGUAUGUCUUCCAUUUCCUAAUAAUUGCUCCCACAGUUGAUUUCUUCAAACCAAGCUGCUUACCUAUUGCAGAUUCAGUCUUCCCAGCCUGGUGCAGGUCUACAAUUUUGUUUCUGGUGUCCUUUGACAGCUCUUUGGUCUUGGCCAUAGUGGAGUUUGGAGUGUGACUGUUUGAGGUUGUGGACAGGUGUCUUUUAUACUGAUAUCAAGUUCAAUCAGGUGCCAUUAAUACAGGUAACGAGUGGAGGACAGAGGAGCCUCUUAAAGAAGAAGUUACAGGUCUGUGAGAGCCUGAAAUCUUGUUUGUUUGUAGGUGACCAAAUACUUAUUUACUACCAUAAUUUGCAAAUAAAUUCAUUAAAAAUCCUACAAUCUGAUUUUCUGGAAAUAAAAAUCUCAAUUUGUCUGUCAUAGUUGACGUGUACCUAUGAUGAAAAUUACAGGCAUCUCUCAUCUUUUUAAGUGGGAGAACUUGCACCAUUGGUGGCUGACUAAAUACUUGUUUUCCCCACUGUAUAUUAUAUGACUAGAGACUUGCAAAAUGUAACAGCAGAUGUGUAAAAAAAAAAAAACUAUUCUAAAAUUUGAGUGAAACAUAUGGUAAGAGCAUCCGUUUCAUUUGGAAUGGUCUGUUUUUGAAAGCAUAUUAAGGAAUGUUUCUCAUCUCCAUUGUGAGCCAUAUUUACAGUUAUCCAAUCACCUCAGCCCAAAUCUGACUGAUUAGUUAUUACGUGUAUCCAAGUGCAUUGCUGGAUAAUUCUCACUGCAUAACCAUCACCAUGAAAAAGCAUAAUCCUUGCCUACCCCAGUCAAGGUUAUUUCAGUCUUAAUGUGAACAAUGGGUCUGGUCACCUCUCUUGGCAAGGGCAUCAAAGUAUGGUGUCAUCUUUGAUGUAGAUUCUCAAAACAGCUGACAAGUGGUCAUUUGUUAAAUUUGACCUUUGAUGGGAUUUGUUGUAAUUCAUGACUGAGAACGUUUGUUCACACACAUAUGUGAACCCGAAUAAAACAAGCAUCCUUUGGGUAUGCUUUUUAAUGUUUGGAAACUUUGUUUCAUUCAGUGAGCCAUAAAACUGGUCUAAUGUUGCUCUUUUGUACUUCUCUUUCAAAGCACUGUCACAUUGGAUGUAGAUGAGCUCCAAGUGUGUGUCUGGUGGUGCUUUCUCACUGUCGAAAGACAGAUGGCAUGAUACAAGCUCCAGCUCAGUCUCAAUCUUGGUGAAGUCUGUAGAAGCGGCGGGAAAACUCAGCAUGCAGGUCGAUCAAAGUGCUACUGUAUGUCUCAGUGCGGCACUGCGAUGUGGGCGCGUUCAGUGCAGCCAGUGUCGGAAAAUGAGCGAGAGACCAGCUGCUCAUUUGUCUGGAGAACAACAUAAGUUUGGCCUUGAAUGCUUUCACGUUGGACUACAGUUCAUGCACAAAAAAAACAAUUUCCCUGCAGUUUCACAUUUAGAUCGUUCAGAUGCCCCAAUAUGUCCACACUGAAAGUAAAGUCAUACAGCCAGUCUGUGUCUUUCAACUUGUAGAAGUUGUCAGCUUUACCAACCGUAUCAAGGAACAUACCUAUCUCCCCUCUCAGUUCCCACACAUGGCGAAAUACUUUUCCCAGGCUUAGCCAGCACACAUUUGAAUGGUACAACAAGUGCUGGUGCUCUGCCUCUGUGUCAUUGAGCAGCUGAAUGAACUGACGAUGGUUAAGCCCCCUUGCCCGUAUAAAGUUGACACGUUUUACAACCACUUUGACAACAUUUUCCAGCUUUAACACACUUUUACACAGGGCUUCCUGAUGAAUAAUGCAGAGAAGAAAUAUAAAUUCCUCAGAGUUUUCUUCUUUUACUUUGUCUUGUAAUCUUUUUAGUAGGCCAAUGUUUUUACUGGUUAGAUUUGGUGAUCCAUCUGUUGUGACGUUUGUCAAUUUGCUCCACGGUAGAUACAUUUUUUCAAAGCAGGCAGACACCCUGUCAUAUAAGUCAGAGCCCCUGGUUGUUCCUAUCAUUGAUUCCAUCGCAAGAAGUUCCUCUGUUAUUUCAAAGUUCUCAUUUAUUCCUCUGACAAAAAUUAAAAGUUGAGCGGUGUCUCUGAUGUCAGUACUCGCAUCCAGUGCUAUAGAAAAAAGAUCGAAGCCAUCUGCUUUUUUCGCAGCACUCAUUUUUCACGUCAAAAGUCGUCAACGGGGGGGGGGCAGUAUGAAAAAUUAAAAUGUAUGUACUCACUAACUGUAAGUCGCUCUGGAUAAGAGCGUCUGCUAAAUGACAAAAAUGUAAAAUGUAAAAUGUCAAGCAAUGAAGUGGCUGAAUCUGACUGUAGGCCCAAAUACAGAGCGCGCUGCCAGGCUACAGCACGAUCUAUUGGAGGUUGUUUGUAUAUCAUGGAAUGAGUAAUUUUAGGGCAAAAAUCGUAACUCAAAUAUAAUAAUAUUUAAUACAUUAAAAAAAUGUAUCGUGGGCCAGAUUGAAGUACCCGCGGGCCGUACUUUGCCCCCCUUGUUCUAUGAGCUCAAGGCGGGCUUGGACUGGGUGCUGGUCAUGCAGCAGUUGGACCCCACAGUGCCAGCCAAGUACAGCACUAUCAGGUUGGACUUCUUGCAGGAGAGGGUGUUCAGGGUGGUGUUCGAUGGGGAGUGCCCCUGCAAGCUGAAGGUCAACAGCAUGUCAUUGUCUCUGGAGAGCCAGGACAGGCAACUCGUUAACUACUACAAUUUCAAACAAGAAGGGCGUUUCAUCUGGAUUCGACUCCCCUGGACGCAACGCUUACAAAGUGCUCCGGAUAGCUCGCCGGCCAAUCUUCAACAGUUAAUCACUGAACACUGA